Messenger RNA from Momordica charantia (bitter melon), 2757 nucleotides. Its product is annotated as Pseudouridine synthase family protein. NCBI's taxonomy places the organism in Eukaryota, Viridiplantae, Streptophyta, Magnoliopsida, Cucurbitales, Cucurbitaceae. Gene Ontology annotation, biological process: enzyme-directed rRNA pseudouridine synthesis. The record is from RefSeq and is a predicted model, not a curated record. Gene Ontology annotation, molecular function: pseudouridine synthase activity; RNA binding.
UCUUCUUUUAAUUCCUGGAUUUCUUAUUUAUUCUCCUUGCUUUUCCCGAAUUAUAUAUAUUAUUCUUUCGACGGGGCGGAAGUGUUUUGGUUGGUAUUCUCUCGAACUACGAGCAUCUCCAAAGAUCAUUUAUGGGUUUUUUUUUGGUUUUUGUUAUUAUUAUUUUUUAUCAUCUGAUAGCACAAUUUAUUCCAUAUAUUAGAAUCAACUUGGCCUGGUUUACUGAUAAACUUGGAAUUCAUAAAUUCUGGUACCGAUAUUCCACGAGGAAUUUGAUUCCUGUCGUAAUUAUACCUGCACAUAUUUAGGGGUUGUUAUUGAUCAUCUUCGUAGAGAGAUAAGAGCUCCUCCAUUUCCGUCCCUAACAUUCACUUUCUGUCUUACCCAGGACUCAUCCAUCAAUUGUAGGAUUAAACAACUAGCUAGUUUUAAUAGUCCACUUCUGUACAAUUCCAAUCUCUUACGCAAUUGAUUGCAUGACCCACACUGUAAAACUGGUCACUGUUUCUUAGUAAUGUAUAUAUUAAUUGACUUAUCUGUCUGUUUUGUCUUUUUGUUUGUUUUUUUUCCUUUCCCGAGUACACAAAUGUAUGAAUGUGGGAUUGAACUUCUGACCUCUUGUGCUCAUGUUUGCGUUUGUAUUGCUUUUGCUCAAAAUAAAUGUGCUUUACAAAUGAACGUUCUAAGCUUCAUGAAUGCUUUACAUAUCCAAAAAGAAGUAAAGCCGCGAAUCAGGCUAAUUAGAAUAUUUCAUUUUGUAAUUAGUAAAGCUAGCCAUAUUGCAACGGCAUAGCUAUAUUUCAUUUUGUAAUUAGUAAAGCUAGCCAUAUUGCAACGGCAUAGCUAGUUUAGGGGUUCAAAGGUGGCGUUUAAUCAAAGCGAUAGAAUGUAAGUCUCCGAGGUUGAGAAUAAGGGAGACACAAUUGCGGAGUUGAAACAAACACACUUGCACACAGAGGGGAACGAUCAAACAACUAAUAUAAUCAAAAGACAUAUUGAGCAUCUUUCUUCCCAACCAAAACCAUUUAUUACUUAUUUGCAUGAGAAACCUUUUGCGUUGGAGGCAUUUUCAAAAGGUGCAUGGGGGAGAGGUGCAUUUCUUUAUUCCGUACUUAUAAUUGCGGUCUGUAGUCAUCAGGGGCCUGUUUUGCUUGGUAGAGUAUUGGAUUAUGCAGCAGAGCAUACGGCGGCAUCUUUUACUCGCAGCCAGAUACUACUCCAGAAUUUCUCCUCCACCACCUGCAUAUGCUAAGCCUGUCAUUAGAGUUUCCAACAACAUAGCACAGUUGGGUAGUCCUAAAGAGGGCCCAAAGCCUCGGCAGCUCCUAUCAUUGCCCCCAUUUCCUGGUUACCCUUUGCCUCGGAAGAAUCAUAUCGGUAUAUCUGGGGGGUCAACUCAUGUCACUGCCAUAAAUUGGGUCAAGCACUAUUUUGAUGAAAUUCAUGAUUCUGUAAUUCAGUCCCAUUUCAGAAAAGAUCCAGGUGGAAUGUCCACAAUCGGGUGGAUCAAAUGGAAAAGGAAAUUUGAAACCUAUGAGAAAGAUGAUUUUCAGAUUAAGAGUAAUGAGAUUAUGGAAACUGGGGCAAGAGUCCAUAUACCUGUGUCAGUUGCGGAGAUGAAGAUUUCUAGGAGAUUUGACACUAUACCAAGUGGUACAUUGUACCCAAACGCUGAUGAAAUCAAGUACUUGCAAAGACUUGUUAAGUACAAGGAUUCUGCUAUUAUUGUGUUAAACAAACCCCCCAAACUGCCUGUCAAGGGGAAUCUUCCAGUUCAUAAUAGUAUGGAUGCAUUGGCGGCUGCAGCAUUAUCUUAUGAUUAUGAUGAGGGUCCCAAGUUGGUUCAUCGUUUGGAUCGAGAGAGCAGCGGGAUCCUCUUGAUGGGGAGAACAAAAGAAAGUGUAGCCCACCUGCAAUGGCUAUUUAGCAAUAUAAGAAAUGCAAAAUCUUCAUGUAAGGCUUGGGACGAGGCAUGUAAUGCAACAUAUCAGAAGUAUUGGGCGUUGGUAAUUGGUUGUCCAAGGGAAAGAGAAGGCCUAAUUUCUGCUCCUCUGUCUAAGGUGCUUCUUGACGAUGGGAAGACCGAGAGGGUCGUCUUGGCGAGUAAAACAUCCUUGGAGGCUUCUCAGGAGGCAAUCACUGAGUAUCGCGUGCUUGGUCCCACGAUAAAUGGUUGUUCAUGGAUUGAACUGUGUCCCCGUACUAGCCGAAAGCAUCAGCUUCGGAUCCAUUGUGCUGAAGCUCUGGGCACACCUAUUGUCGGUGACUACAAAUACGGUUGGUUUGUACAUCGGACGUGGAAACAGAUGCCACGUGUCGAUGUUGAGCAGAUAAGUGGGAAGCCGUACAAGUUGCGGAGGCCAGAAGGGCUGGACGUGCAAAAGGGGAGUGUUUUAUCCAAGGUGCCAUUGUUACAUCUUCACUGCAGAGAGCUUGUUCUUCCCAAUAUUGCAAAGUUUAUCGACGUUUUGGUUAAUAAGAGGUCGAUCAGCCAGCACCCAGUAUCUAGCUCGAACUCGGAUCUCUUACGUUUUGUAGCGAGAAUGCCUUCCCAUAUGAGAAUUAGCUGGAAUUUGAUGUCUUCCUAUUUAGUAUGAAUAACUUUUGAGUUUUCGUAGGAAUAUUUUGCGUAUUCAGCAGGAAAUAAUCAAUGAUUGUAAUGGGUAAAAGGCCUGCCAGAAUCACUAGUUUUUUUGGCUUUUCCAACUUUUUAUUAUUUAUUUGUUAUUUUUAAUAUAAAAUAUAAACAUUCUUGAA